Molecule: messenger RNA, 3197 nt
Organism: Aphis gossypii (cotton aphid)
Lineage: Eukaryota; Metazoa; Arthropoda; Insecta; Hemiptera; Aphididae
Gene: Crk
Product: adapter molecule Crk
Exons: 7
Coding region: 716-1519 (267 amino acids)
Molecular function (GO): protein binding
Source: RefSeq, a predicted model, not a curated record
GACCUGGUGUUGGUGGAGGAGGAAGUGGACUUUGUGUACUUCUUAGUACUUAACAUCUAACCAUACAACACCGACAGAUGAUUGUUAUAUUCAGUCUGCCUCUGUGUUAUUAUAUUGUGCUAUGAUAGUACAGCGGACUUUGGAAUCGUAGGUACCCACAACUAACGCGGUGUUUGUGCAUUUCGUUUUUGUGAUUGUAUUAUUAUUUUUAUUUGAUUUUCGAACUGUGUAAGGACGAUCGUCGAUGGUGUACAAAAACGGUAUACGUGCACAUUAUAAAUCAUAUUAGUGAUUUUUAUUGUUACCUUUUGAUUUAUAACGACGGAACCUCCGCGCCGCCACUGUAAUCAUCAUCGUUUUGAACCCAAAAUCGACAUUGUUUACUCCCUUUAUCGUGGUCGCCCGCCACUGUUCUGUUUGGUUAGUUGCGUUUUCGGGAAAUAGAUAUUAGAAGUUUUUGAUGUUUCUCUGCUACAACGCCCUGAACGCAAUCAUAUUUUAAACCACCGUGGUCAAGAAGCUCUUUCUACACCCGAGUUAUCUGUAAUGGCAUGACUGCACAUGUAUUGUUGGUUUGGGAAAAUUUACUUUAACUGAUUUGGAUUUCAACAGCCAUACAAAUAUGAAUUAACUGACCAAAAACAAUACUAUGAUUUUCCUUUUUAUUUUAUUUCAAACUUUAUUUGUUUAGUAGUCAGUAAAAAAUAAUUUCAAUAUGGCUGCACACUGUUUCGAUCCCAACAAUAAAGCCAGUUGGUAUUUUGGCCAAAUGUCACGUAUUGAAGCUUCUGAUUUAUUAAUGGGCGAACGAGAAUGUGGGACAUUUUUAAUUAGAGAUAGUCUCAGUAUUCAAGGAGACUAUGUUUUAUGUGUGAGGGAAGAUAGCAAAGUUAGUCAUUAUAUUAUCAAUAAAAUACAAGAAAAUAAUGAAACAAAAUAUCGAAUUGGUGAUCAGAUGUUUGCUGAUUUGCCUAGUUUAUUAGCAUUUUAUAAAUUACAUUAUCUUGAUACCACUCCUCUUUUGAAACCUGCUGUUAAGCCGAUAGAAAAAGUUGUUGCUAAAUAUGACUUUGUUGGAAAUGAUCAAGACGAUUUACCAUUUAGAAAAGGAGACAUUUUGACAAUUCUUGUAAAAGAUGAAGAACAAUGGUGGACAGCUAAGAAUAUAAUGGGUCAAAUGGGUUCAAUUCCAGUUCCAUACGUACAAAAAUAUGAUGGAAAUCCACCAUUACCAAUAAAAGACAAUAAUCAAAUUCCUGGAUCUAAUAAUGAGUCAACCUUAAGGAGGUCUAGUCUUCAAAAAAAAUUGCCUGCUCUAGCUAGAGUUAAACAAGUUCGAGUACCAAACGCCUAUGACAAGACAGCAUUAAAACUUGAAAUUGGAGAUAUAAUCAAAGUAACAAAAACUAAUAUUAACGGUCAAUGGGAAGGAGAACUAAAUGGUAAAACUGGACAUUUUCCAUUUACUCAUGUCGAAUUUGUGGAUUCUGAAAUGAAUGAUUGUAUAAGUGACAGUUAACUUUUACAUUUUUUUUUUUUAUAUAUAUAUAGCUUCUUAGUUUUCUUAGUUAUUAUUUAAUUAUUUUUAAAAUAAGUCUUGCUAAUGGCAACUAACUAGAUAGGUUAAUAUAGAUAUAUUUUAUUAUAAUGAAUCAUUGUAUGUUAAUUCAUUAAGAUAGAGUUUUAUCUACUUAAUUGAAAGAAAACAUGUAUUAGACAACUUUAUAAUGUUCAGAGAUAUUGAACUAAUAUGUAAAAUAUACCUAAUUGCAUAAAUUGUUAAAUAAAGCAAUAGCAAAUGAAACAUAUCAAAAUCAAAUUUUAUUAAUAUGAAUCAAAGAAAUAUUUAUCCAUAAAUUAAGGCCAGUAAAACUGAAUAACUUUUGAUUUUGAACUAUUAGUCUUUGUUUAAAAAAUAACCGAUCAAUAACUAGAUAGACAAUAUAAACAACCAAUUAGUUAAUUAAUGACUAACAAAAUAAAAGUUUAACUUGAGACCAACAAGUAAAUUUAAUAAAUAGUUAUUAUUAUGGUAUUUACUGAUGAAAAUAUAUUUUACAUUUAUUCUAUAAAUAUUCUAUAUCUAUAUGCCAUAAAUCUCAAAUGUCGAUUUUUAAAAUUAAAGUAGAUUUAUAUUAAUCAUAAGACAUAUAUAAUAUUAUAAUAACAUGACUUUUGACCAAAAAUACUGAAACUAUUGACAUAGUGAUUAUUUCAGUAUAAACUGUUUAUAUAAUAACUUUAUUUUUUUUCAUUUGUUAAAAAGUUUAUUUUUUUAACAUUUAAAUUUAUGACAGGUCAUUUAAAAUGAUAUAAAUAUAAAAUAAUGCUUAAAUCUUUGUUGCAAAUUCUAAAUGUUUAUAUUAGUGUUGUUUGUUAAGCACUAUGGUUUUGAGAAAUUAUCAAUUAUUGCGUUUUCUCACAAUGUUCACUUAUUUUGUUUUAUCAAUACUUGUAAAAAUAACCUGUGUUGUAGGAUAAAUGUUUUUCAAUGAUAAAAAUGCUAUAAAAAAUACUAUACAUCCUUAGGUAUUGAUUCUGUUAGAUCAGUUUGUUAAGGUUUGAUGCCAUUUAAUAACUAAAAUCUUGAAAUAAAUGUAAAAAUUGAAGUUUCUAUUUUGUCUAUAGCAUAAUAUUUAAUUACAUGAUUCAAAAAAGGUAUUAAGUGUAAUAUAUAUUUAUAUAUGUAUUAGUAGUUCUGCAUUAAAGCUUACUAAUCUGAUUAACUUUUUAACAUAAAUGUAUAAAUUUAUGCCUCAAAAUGUUUAUAAAAGUUAACUAGCAACAUUUUAAUUAUUUACUAUUGUAUUGGAAUUUGUAUUUUUGGCGAUUGUAAUUAUUAUUAUUAUUUUUAUACAUACACUUAUAUAUAUUACCCUUGGAAUUGUUGGCUAUUAGCUUUUUUUUUAUUAUAUAUACCUUAACUCACAUCAAUUUACAUUUUUUUAUAUGUAUACAUGGUUUACAAUAAUUUAUCUAGUUUUGAGUUGUUAUAGAUGAUAAUCAGCUGUUGUGUGUUGUCUGGGAUUGAGGGCUUCCAACAGAAUACUGAAAAUCUCUCUCUUUGUCUGAUUGUAAUUAUUAUAGAUAAACAAAAAUUUACCAUUUUUUUUUUUUAAUUUGUUGUAAAUAAAAAUGUAAAACCAACAACCUAGACUGUUAUAUAAGAGAAUAAUAUAUCUGUUCUUAUAUUUCUC